AUGAGGUUAAAGGUUGUUACUAGUUUAUUAAGGAGAAUUUUCCAAAAAUCAGCUAAUACUUCAUUUAUUCAACAAUAUUUAGAUAUUAAUAAAACAAUAACUCCAUCGACUAUACGGAAUAAGUGUUAUCAUUAUAUGAUUUUUUUGGAUGAUAUUUACACUCUGAAUGAUGUUAUUGAAAAAGAAAUGGUGAAUAAAGUGUUAAUUAUAUCAGAAUCAACACCAUGGACUGUAAAAGAAUAUUUGAAAAGUCCAGCAUCAAGAUCAUACCUAAAUAUAUUAAUAAUAACUCAUAGCAUGAGUAAAAAAACAGAGGAAAGUUCUUAUUUACUAUACACCCACAAGUUGUUUGCUGAUGGAAGUGGUGGCAGUUUAUCAGUCCUUUUGACAUCUUGGAUGAACAAUAAAACAACAAACCAAGUUAAUUUUUUUCCUAAAAAAUUUACUGAAGGAUUUAAAAGACACCGAUUACAAAUAGCAAUGGCUCAUAGAUCACCUUUUGCUAUCAGAACAAAUGUUAUAUCACAAAGUCGUAUUGAUUGGGAUGGAAUUGAUGUGCGUGUUCUGAAGCUUGUAACUGAAACUUUAAAUAUCACUGCAGACUUUUGUGAUCCUGUAACAUCCAACAGUCCAAUUUAUGCUGCAAUAACCGAUGUAAUAACUGGAAAGACUGCUGCAGCAGCUGGUGGAAUAUACAAAACAAACAAUAUAACUUCUCAAUUCGAUUCAUCUAUUUCACAUAUAGAAGACUGUGCUACAUUUAUUUCUUCAUCAUCUUUAGCAUUACCUAAAUAUCGCGCAGUCAUGGGACCUUUUCAGCCUGCUGUUUGGAUUAUGGUCUGCUUGGUGUAUUUUUUGGUCAUCAUUCCUUUGACGAUGAAUACUAACUACACUCUUUUAUCAUUAUUAAUUCAUCCCAGCAGGUUUCUCGAUAUGUUUUGGUUUGUUUUUAGUACGUUUACCAACAGUUUCAUUGUUAAAAACCCCUUGACAGAGACUGGUUACGCCAAAAAUUCAACCUCGCUUUUGAUUGGUAUCUAUUGGAUCUUUACAAUCAUUAUUACGUCGUGUUAUACAGGGUCUAUAAUGGCCUUCAUUACAGUGCCCCAGUUUCCAAACGCUCUUGAUACAAUUGAGCAACUCUUAGACGAAGGUUUCGAAGUAGGAACUCUGGAUCAUGAUGGGUGGGAAGAAUGGUUUAAUUGGACGAAAAUAGACGACUCAACAGCCGCGGAAUUGUUGAAAUCUCUCAAAUAUGUUCCUACAGUACAAGAAGGUGUGAGGAAUGCUAGCCAUUCCUUCUUUUGGUCGUAUGCUUUUCUUGGCUCUAAGAUUGUUCUUGAUUAUAUUGUCCAGAAGGAAUUUACACCGAAUUGGUCUACCAUGAGAUCUUCUAUGCACAUUACGGAAGAGUGCUUAAUGAAUUUUGGAGUCACCUUUGUUCUAACGAAAGACUCUGUUUAUACAAAUCCUGUUGACACUGUUAUUAUUAGAGCCAGAGAAGCAGGAUUAAUUCAAAAAAUAAUGAGAGAUGUUGAAUGGGAUAUUCAAAGAACUGAAGAAGGUCUUCAUCUUCCGAUAUCUGAAGAAUAUAAGCAUCGAAAAAUUACUAUUCACGAUAGAAAACUUGAAUUAGAUGACACCCAAGGAAUGUUUUUAGUUUUAGGUGCAGGUAUAUUAAUUGCUAGUUUAGCAUUAUUGAUAGAAUGUGUGGUUCAUAUAUUUAGAAAAAAAUUCUCUGGUAAUUUUGAUACCAGGACAAGUAUGGAAUCAAAUAUUACAAUGCCACAAACAAGUUUUCUCGAAGUUCUAGAGCCUUGGGAUCUUAGGAGUUCGAGUAAUCUGAGACCUCAAAGGUUCAGCAGAAGUAGUAUUUAAUAAGUUAAAGUAUAAGAAAAAUGUGUGGUGUUUUUUUUUUUGAAUACGAGAAUAUUCUUAC
Chelonus insularis is the source of this 1939-nucleotide messenger RNA. Its product is annotated as Ionotropic receptor 21a. The coding region runs from base 1 to 1878 and encodes 625 amino acids. The transcript has 9 exons. Gene Ontology annotation, molecular function: ligand-gated monoatomic ion channel activity. The record is from RefSeq and is a predicted model, not a curated record. Lineage: Eukaryota; Metazoa; Arthropoda; Insecta; Hymenoptera; Braconidae. Gene Ontology annotation, cellular component: membrane.